This is a messenger RNA of Lethenteron reissneri (Far Eastern brook lamprey), 9702 nucleotides long. RefSeq names its product centrosomal protein of 85 kDa-like. The record is from RefSeq and is a predicted model, not a curated record. Lineage: Eukaryota; Metazoa; Chordata; Hyperoartia; Petromyzontiformes; Petromyzontidae. Gene Ontology annotation, cellular component: centrosome.
GUGGUGGGUGAGUGAGUGGGUAGUGAGUGGGUAGUGAGUGGGUGGGUGAGUGAGUGGGUGAAUGAGUGGGUGGGUGAAUGAGUGGGUGAAUGAGUGGGUGAGUGAAUGAGUGGGUGAAUGAGUGGGUGAGUGAGUGUGCCCCGUGGGAGGUGAAGAGAUGAAGAGGUGAGACGGAGUGGGCGUUCGGAGAAGAGACGGGAGGGGAGAGAGACACGUUGAGACUUUGGCGGCCUAGGGGAUCGAAUUCGGACUUCGCCGGACAGGAGACGGAGUGCGAGAGAGAAGAGAGGGUGUGGAAGUUGUUAAAGGAGUUGGAGCUGAAGAAGAGAGUUGGUGGGGAGGGAGAGGCAGGGUGGGAGAUGCUGGCCGGAGUUCAGCGCUGAAGCAGGAGCGAAGAUGUGGAGCUCCAAACAACAACAACAACAACAGCCCGGAGUGGACGGCUUCUUAGCCGGGGGCAGACGAGGGGUGGACAACCCCCUACCAGCGGGCACCGACAUGGAGUGGCAGGACCUGGAGCGAGUCGGGGUCUCCACGAUGACCCCCAGGGCAGCCGGAGUCUCGUUUGGGGGGCCACCGGUGACUGGGGGGGCUCGCGACGGAGACAUGGAGUGGCAAGACCCAGAGAGUUCGGGGGUCAGCGCUCACCGCGCCAACACGACCGUUGGGAGCCCGGACUCUGGCUGGAGUGUGGACGCGGUGGGGGGCCCCAGCUGGGGGCCGUGCGUGGGGGGCGGCAGCGUUGGCGUUGGCAUCGGGGGGACUCCCUCGGCGUGGACGGGGGGCCCCGCGAGCCGGCAAGCGAGCGUCACGUCGGAGAGCGGCGACACCGGGGUCUGCUUCUCGGACGGCACGGAGGACCGGUGCAGCGUGUCGAGCGGCAGCAGCGGCUUCUCCUUCAAGCCGAUCCGCUCGCUGGCGCCGAUCCCCACGGCGCACGUCAUGCCCAGCGCCACCCUGGCCGGCACGCCGCCCUCACCGCCCUCGCCGGUCUCCCCCGGCAACUUGUCGUGCGGCCGCCGGCGUUCCCGCACGGGCGCCCCGGGCCCCGCGGGCCGCCCGCUCCGCGCCGCCCGCGACCCCGAGGCCUCGGCGGCCGCCCCCUCGUCGCGCGCCGAGCGGGAGGGGCGGCCCGGCAAGGAGCGCGCUUCCCGCUCGUGCCUCGCCGGCCGGGGGGCCCGGGGCCCCCUCGCCGGAGAGACGUCGCCGACGGGGGCCGCCGGCCUUCACCGGGGCGGAGGAGGAGGCGCCGGCGGCUCUCGGAGCCAGGAGCGGGCCCCCCGCUCGGGAACCGGCGGAGGGCCGGGCGACGUCGCCGCGGUGGCGGCGGCGGCGGCGGCGGCGCGCUCGCUGCACAAGAAGUGGUCGUCGCUGACGCGGCUGCACGGCAGCGGCGGCGCCGGCGAAGCGUCGGACUCGACGCCGGGCGGGCGGCGCAGCGGGGACGAGUCCUCGGAAGCGGAGUUGGCGGCGCCGGCGUCGAGGAGCGCCGGCGGCGUCCGCUCGCCGGCCGAACGGGGCGCCGGCGGCACGGACGGCGGCGCCGUGGGCUUCGCGCCGAUGCCGGAGAGUAAACCUCCUCUCGGCCGCUUCGCCUCCCAUGGGCAGCAUCAGCAGCAGCAGCAGCAGCAACAGCAGCAGCAGCAACAGCAGCAGCAGCAGCAACAGUUGCACCAGCAACAUCAGCAACAGAUGCAUCAGCAGCAGAUACAACAGCAGCAGCAGCAGCAGCUGCAGCAGCAUCAUCAUCAGCAGCUGCAGCAGCAUCAGCAGCAGCAGCAACAGCAGCAGGUGGUGGCGCUGGGCCUGCGAGCCGGAGGCGGCUUCGGGGCGCCGGCCGCACAGUGGCCGCCCGGGGCCUCCGUGGACGAGGCCGGCGUGGUCGCGUGGCAGCAGCAGCAGCUGGAGGAGUUGCGCCGACACGUCUCGGAUCUGCAGCUGAUGAAUGGUUCGGCCCGGCAGCAGGACGCGUACCCGGGUCUCCCCCUGUCGGCGCUCACCAAGUGGGACGCUCUGCUCAAGAUGAAGGAGACGCUCCUGCAGGAGAAGGACCUGGCCAUCGAGAAGCAGAAGCAGCAGCUGCUGCUGCUGCAGCGGCGAGUGCAGGAGACGGAGGCGCGACUCCAGGCGCUGGUGCUGCCCCCGCCGUCGGCACGCCCCGGCUGGCUGGACCAAGCUGCCCUCUCGUUGCACCUUCAGCAGGAGUCCCAGCUCGAGAGCGCUUCCCUGCGGGCGCAGCUGUCGGAGCGAGCCGGGGCGCUGGCGGCGGAGCGCGGGGAGCUGGAGCGCCGGCUCGCCGACGCCGAGCUGCGGGCGCGAGCGGCGGGCGAGGCGGCGAGCCAGGGGGCGCGCCAGCACGCCGAGAGCCUCGCCAGGGUGGAGGAGAAGCUGAGACACAGGGACAAGCAGCUGAGCUCCAUGCGCAAGCGCGUGGAGCGCGAGGCGGAGGCGAGGGCGGAGCGCGCACGGCGCGUCGAGAGCCUGGAGACCUACCUGGCCGACCUGCCCACGCUGGAGCACCACCAGGCCCUCCGCCUCAAGCUGGAGCAAGCGGAGGCGCGAGCUGCCCAGCUGGAGGGCUCCAUGGCGGAGCUCCAGGCCCAGCUCCGCGAGAGAGACAGCCGCCUCCGCGAGAGGGACUCCCUGCUGGACAGGGAGGCGCAGGCGGCGUUAGCGCAGAGGCAGGCGGAGCUGGAGGGACGCGCCGCGGAGAUGGAGCGCGCGCUGCGGGAGCGGGAGGCGGAGGGCGAGCGGCGCUUGGCGGAGAGCGACGGGGAGCUGCGCUCGCUCCGACACCGGGAGCAGGAGCUCGUGGCCACCGUGCAGACGCUGCAGCAGAAGGUGGAGCGCUGCCUGUCGGACGGCGCCCGGCUGCCCGUGCUGGGCCUCGAGUCCCUGCAGCGCGACAACCAGCGACUGCGCGACGACUGUGAUCGCGCACGCAAGAUAAUGGAGAACCAGCAGCGGCGCCUGGACGCGCUGGCGCAGCAGCGUGCCGAGCAGGAGGCGGUGGAGCGGGAGCGGGCGGGCGGCGCGGCGCGCGAGCACCAGGCCCUGCGGCUGCGGGCCGAGGAGCGCGACGCCAGAGUCCACGAGCUGCUCGUCGCCGUCAAGGGGCUGACGGCUGAGAAGGAGGGGCUGUUCUCCCGCUGCCUGGAGCUGCAGGAGCGCCUCGAGGGGGCCGCGUGCCCUGGGGACGAGGGCCCUGGUGACGAGGGCCCUGCGGCGGUCGUGGCGGAGGUCGUGACGGAGCUGUGCGCGGCGCAGCGGGAGAUGCGCGUGCUGUGCGACGUGAUGGCCGCCCACGCGCAGGGGCGCCAGCCCGACCUGUCCCAGCUGCUGGGCCUGCACCCGGGGUCGGCGGUGACGGCCGCGGAGGAGGCGUCGUCGCGGGCGACCGGUGCGGGCGCGUGGGCCGCAACGAGGAGCCGGGCGUGCCGGCUGCGUGCCGACGUGGAGGCGCUGAGGGCGGUGGUCGCCGACCGCUGCGCACAGGACGUGGGGGACAGCUGCAUCACCCAGUAGCGCCGCCGGCACCACCGCCGUCACCACCGUCGUCACCGCGUCCCUGCCGCCGGUGCCGACGACGACGACGACGCUGGCGCUCGGCGUCCGUUCGAAGAGGCCGCAGCGUCGCGGAGGGGCGGGGGCAGCAGCAGCGAAACUCUGGGCAGGGGGCGUGUCGAGAAGAAAGUGUGUGCGUGUGUGUGUGCGUGUGCGUGCGUUCGAAAACCAAUAUGUGCCAUCCUCUGGCACAGUGGGUGUGCGUGUGCCGGUGGUGUGGUCACCGCAGCCGAGUCAACCCACACACACGUGGCGUUCAAAAGUGCACCUAGCCUGGCACAAGCGCUGCUGCUGCUGCGGUGGUGACCGUCUCCGUCACUUGGAGGGGAACGGUUUGAAAAGCUGCGAUCGACUCAUGCGGUUGGUAGCACCGCAGCUGCUGCUGGAGAGACAGCCCCCCCCCCACUCCCCCCCACUCUCCCCCCCCCCCCCACUCUCCCCCCCCACUCUCCCUCCUCCACUACCCCCCCUCCCACCACACCACCCAAAAUGCCUGUGGCCUCGAUGAAUGUUGAUAGAGGAUUCGGAGCCAAAUGUGCGGUCUUCCUAGAGCCACGCUCGCUUACACUCAAGGAUGUAUUCUGUUUAUAUUUGUCUAUUUUAAUACUGCGCUGCGAACGGCGGGGGGGGGGGGGGGGCGUGGUGCCUAGGAACGAGCGACGCCAAAUAAAUAGUAAAACAAUUAAUUUAAAUAAAAAUAACGAGCCAAGCAGAGGAAGAGCCGUGGCGUAUAAAUAAAGCCGUGGCCACGAGCUGCUGAACUUUUACAAGUUCAGGUUGUUUAUUUUUUAUUUUUGUUGUUGCUGCGUAGAGAUUCGUCGCGCGAAAGUUCCGUCUUGCUGGCGCGUGGACUGACGUAUGAGGCAGCAAUUCUGGGCUCGUUCCCGCGUGUGCGUGCGUGUGAGCAGCGGCUCGUGCGCUGCGCCACGCCACGAACCCGGCCACCCGAGUUCAAUUCCCGCUCACGGCCACAAACGCCAGUGACCGAGUAUCUGAAACAGGUUCUGGACCUGACCCUAGGUCGACUGGGCCUCAGAUCAGUACCUGGCGCGGUGUGUAAACAUCGCCACUGGGGAGACAAAGGCGGCCGGGCGUGGUGCUGGCCACCCACCCAACCUCUCGUGUGCCGUGCCGGCCUUCAUAGGUGCUCGCUAACAGCACUUGCCCCAGCAGUGUUUUUUUUGGUUUUGCGCGUGUCAAAAAUCGAAACGGCCUUUUCCCCGUCGCGAUGGUGGCAGCCGGGGGCCAAAGCGUCGGAAAGGUCGCGGCGAGGCAUGCGGCCUCGCAGCCACCGCCACCGCCACCGCUGCCCCCUCUCUCCGCACUCCGCGCGCCGUCGUCCGUGAUGGAUGGGGGCGGUUCGUGUUUAGAGGGUUUCGGGGUCGAGUUCAGUUCAGGGCGAGGGUUAAGAGCGGGGUCGUGCGCGAAGACGAGUCGGUGUGUGAACAGCUGGGCGAGGUUGUCUGCUGAUGGAGGUGGUUGUGUGAUGGGUUACGUGCCCGCUCCCCUCCAUACUCAAACACCCUCCCCCCCUCACCACUGGUCUCGUAGCAAAAGUCACAGCGGUCGUGAGAGGCGAACUGGAUGCGGCGAGCCAUUGAUGACCGAGUUCAAGUGCAGUCGGUUCUACGAGGACCGGCUGUGGUGUGGUGCGUCCGGUAUCCAUAUCAAAGUAUUGUACGUAAAGUGUUUUGUACAUACGUGUGUGUGUGUGUGGGGGGAGCGGUGGUGUAGCGGUUAGCGCGCUGCGCUACGAACCUGGCGACCCAAGUUCGAUUCCCGUUCACGGCCAACACCGGUGACGAUUAUUUGAGCCGGUCCUGGGCCUCGACUAGGUCGACUCAGCCUCUAAUGAGUACCUGGUGCGGUGUGUAAAACAUCGCCACUGGGGAGACAAAGGCGGUCGGGCGUGGUGCUGGCCACCCACCUCCCUCGUGUGCCGUGCUGGCCUUCAUAGGUGCUCGCUAACAGCACUUGCCCCAACAGUCUGUUAAGCCUAUACGGGGGAUCUUUGUUUUGUGUGUACACGUUUGUGAUGGGGAAUGCUAGUGUCGUGGUUAGCGCGCUGCGCUACGAACCGGCGAUCCGAGUUCGAUUCCUGCUCACGGCCAACAUCGGUGACGAAUAUCCGAACCAGUCGUGGGCCUCCACCAGGUCGACUCAGCAACAACAAUAAUAAAUUACAUUUGUAAUGUGCGCGUUUCAGCCGUAGAUCCCAAUGCCAAUGUCUGUGGAAGCCACGAAACGAACAGAACCUGCAGGGUAAGGGGCCGUCCAUAAAUGACGUCACGCACCUGGGGGGGGGGGGGUCAGACAUUUGUGACGAUGUGUGACGAGGGGGGGGGGUUGAGAAAUGUGACGUCACAUCAAAAUGCGCAACUUUAAAUAAAUAUAGACAACAGGUUCUACUUAAUUAAAUAGACUUUUUAAGAAAUGUUUUCUCCUACAACAUCAGAGUGCAGCGCCACAUUUAAUACGCACUACAAUGACAAUAGUUUAAAGCGAUUUGAAGCAUCAUCAUGAGACCUCCUUUGCCAGUACCAAAAUUUAAUAAUAGGGGUUUUUCCCCUUUUUUCUGUCAACAAAACUGAAACCUUUUUACGAGGAUUUAUGUCUGCAUUAACCACAAUACUUGCAGUCAAAAUGCAAAAAAAACAUACUAUGAUACUAUGAUGCAUUGUCCUUGAAACUGAGAAGCAUGUUUUUUUUUGGGGGGGGGGCAGCUUUGAGACGUCAUAUUUGAGGGGGGGGUCUGACUUUUUGUGACGCCGUGUGACGAAGGGUUGGGGGGGGGGGCGACCAAAAUCGUCCAAAAUCGCGUGACGUCAUUUAUGGACGGCCCCUAAAGGACCAGAACUCAUAUCACAACCCUCUGAAUUCGCUCUGGAGUCACGAGAAAUGUCGUGAACAAAACUUACGGAAUUGCUGCCAAUGCCCAGUGUCACGACUCCCUUGGUUCACUCGCAGUCACACGAGGAAUGUCGUCGGGAACCCAGCUGACGGCAUUGCUACGACGCAGCGCGCCCUGGGGAAACGACCACGUGGCCGAGAGAAGAGACGACGACGAGGAGGAGGGGAAUGAGAGAGUCGGAGACUCGGACGAGGCGAUGCAAUGGAACACAGAGGCACUUUAUUUUGACGGAGCAUCGUACGGCACGGCGUGUCGUGCCCCACGACUGCGCCCGCCCCGCCUGCAGUGGUGGGAAGGAGAGGGGGAGGGGGGUGUUAAUUUCGUGAACGAAAACAGUGGCGAACAUUAUUCGUGAACGAAGUGAGCUUUUGUUGUUUUAGUCGACGGUGACUGCGAGUGGAUUGCAAAUGUAACGAGCCCAACACGAAAGGCCACGGCCGACCGCGAGGGCGACUGGGGUUGGAGGAGUCAUGGGCCGAGGUCGUCUCGUUCCCUUGCCCAGAGACCAACACGUGGGGAUUGGCCAUGUGUCCGAAUCUCACGGGGCGUAGAUGUCAACUGGCCUCGCACCGGUAUGCAGAAGGUGGCGUGGGUUCGAUCCCGACCCCGGACGAUGCCUGCUGCUGCUGCUGCUGCGUAUUUGGAGUCUGCGCGUUUCUCUUCCACGUGGUCGCGUUGAUUUUCUCCGGGUCCUCAGAUCCACCCCCACCUCCCUCCCGUCCUCCUCCACAUGCUGAAUCAACGUCACGCGUUCACAGUGUUCGGGCUGAUGCUACAAAUGUCCACGCGUUGAGCCGCCGCCACUUCGUUGAGCUGUCAUUUGUGGCCAGGUCGCUGAUUGAAUAACAGAGAGCUCAGUGGGCCCUACCUGGCAAAAUAAAUAAAAGUGUUUAGAUAGUUUAUUAACGAGAUUUGAAGUUCACUCAACCGACUGGCUGACCUGUUCGUGCGCGGAGGGGACAAUCGUGCGCCCGAUGUCGCAUUUGAAUAACCGAGCGGAGAGUCGCCGUUGGACUUACUGCUCGGAGCAAGGCGAACGUUUUAUCCUCCCGCCUGAGCUGUUGAAUUGUGAUGGGCAGGCUUAAUUUUGAAUUUUUUUAAUUCAGUUUAAUUUAUUAGGAUUUACCAUGUCAGCCAUUCGGCUCUUGAUUUGGGUUCAACCACCGCAGAGAGAGACAGGCAAUUCCUCUCUCUCUCUCUCGGGCCCUUCUAGCAAAGCACCAGCAGCGUGUUGAGACACCAAUUGCAGGUGCUGGCUUUGUACGCGGCCUGUGUACCGGCACUGCGGAGGCGAGGGUUGAUGGCUCACACGUUGUUGUCACACUCCCGUUCCCGAGGGGGGGGUCGAGGAGAGAGCCGUACCCCGCGGCUCACCAGGCGAAGGCGGCACUGCAAGUGUGGAGUAAUCGCCAUGCGUGUUCCGUCUGUUGUGUGUGGGGGGAGGGGGAUGGGGGUAGAGUUUUCACUCGGCGUGCGGUGGGGAGUUGUCUCCGGUGUCCUCCGACAUGCACAGACAACUCGCCCGUAGGAGACUGAGAACGCCAAGCAAAUCACAACCCAAUGCAGCAGCAGCAGGAGCAGCAGCAGCAAGAGGAACUUCCUGAAUUUGGGCGCUACGCGACGAGUACGUGGCGGUGCGGUGAACUUCUUUCGCACCGCACGGAGCCAGCCGUUCUGAUGGGAGGUGCGGCGGGGGGGGGGCAAUGCCGAGUCUUUAAGUCGAGGAUGCCCGGAAUGAGAUCCACAGCGCGGGUUGUCGUCGACGGGACUUGGACUACGACUGAGACUUUUAAAACAAACUACAUCUGCACUCAUGGGGUGGUUAUGCACGAAUACAGUAUACAUAUAUACUGUAUAUGUAUGCAGUAUGUAGAUACUAUAUAUGCAUACAGUAUAUAUGCUAUAUAUGAAUACGGUAUAUAUAUAUAUUUUUGUCAUGCCAAAGACUCGGGUCGCCUUGUUGGCAAACGGCACAAUGGAAACGAGAGACACGAACUGCGCGAAAUGUAUUAUUAUACUUUUUUUUGCUUCAUCCGAACCCAGGGUAAGGGAUGGCAAAGAGGGGCCGGAUGGAGGCCUUCUCGCUUGCCAAGGGUCACCUGGGUGGGUCUGUGUGCGUGGUGGAGAUUCUAGCGUUAAACCCAAAAGGGAAGCGUUGAGCGAGGUGGCAUUUUCGGUCUCUGAAAGGCCCCACGCCCAUCAUGGCUAGGUACACACCUCGGACGUUACCCCGCUGAUGAUGCUGCUGCUACUGUCGGUGACAGCGAACCAGAGUCGGUUCCCCGUGCAGUGUUAAUAGACCCCCGUUCGGCGGCGUUUGGGUUGCUUUGUCUGCGAAGGAGUUGGGUUGUCUGGCGUGAGUGUCUCUCUUGUUGAUGUCGUUGUCACGCUUGCCCUUCGCGUGCCUCGGCACGCCUGCAGAGUAGACGACUCUGCCAUUUGAGGGCGAUGUACCCCGGUACAUCCUGUAUCUCUCUCGACGUUUCGUUAAUAAUAGAACCACGUUAUUUCGACGAAGGUCAAAUUCAACCAAAUUCCGGCCGUAUAAUUGUUAAUAUCGGUUAGUGAGAAUGUUAUUGUUUUAUAUUUUUAUUAUUUCCCUUCUACGUGACUUUACCGAAAGAACCAAGAGUAUGAAUCCCUGCAGUCACGAAAGCUUUAAAUCAAAAAUAUAUCGGUUACAUCAUUACAAAUAAAAACGUAGUUAAUGUGAUUAAAGGGUGCUUCAAAAAAAUGUGAACACUUCUGAGAAAUUGCAACAACCGCACAAGCAAUGUGCUGCGUCCGGGCUGUGUAGACCACCUGGAGAAGAUGAUUCCAGGCACGCGUUGACAACGAUGGCGGGACAAGUGGAGACUGAUCUUCUUGGUUCUUUCGGUAAAGUCACGUAGAAGGGAAAUAAUAAAAUAAUAAAAAAUACAAACAAAAUAAUUCUCACGACGUUUCGGCCACAACGCAAGCAGCCGUCCUCAGGUGAAGAAGUGGAGACUUGACUUUUUAAAGCCAUGAACAUCCAUUUGUUAUCAUGUUCCAGUGUAUUAUUACCUUUGAUUUUUGUCCAAUAACGAUAGUCCCAUUCAAGUGUUAACAUUUUUCUUGAAGCACCCUGUAUAUACACACACAAGGCGAUAUAACGAGAUCGGGUUAAUUAUCACGAAACACACGGGGCAAUUGUGGGACGCACAAACAGCGGCCAAGCCACGUAGAAGGGAAAUAAUAAAAUAAUA